Molecule: messenger RNA, 1410 nt
Organism: Lottia gigantea (owl limpet)
Lineage: Eukaryota; Metazoa; Mollusca; Gastropoda; Lottiidae
Exons: 2
Coding region: 1-1410 (469 amino acids)
Biological process (GO): protein phosphorylation
Cellular component (GO): plasma membrane
Molecular function (GO): ATP binding; protein kinase activity
Source: RefSeq, a predicted model, not a curated record
AUGGGAAAAGUUACCUUAACGCAGGAUUCGUACAUUCGGAAGCUUCCAUUUUCAGCUUACCGUAAAUUGAUAAACUUGUUAGAUCCAGGGAGAGAAUGGGAGAAAAUGGCUGUGUUGGUGCCACGGGAAAUAAACAUGACAGCUGAUAAUUUUGAGCCAAGAUAUGAUUUUGACCAAAUUGCCAAUUUUGCUGAAAGAGGUAGAAAACAUAAUGGAAGUGCUACAGAAUCUAUUUUAAGAGAUUGGGGCACUCAGAACCCCACAAUUCAGCAUUUAAUUAAUGUAUUUAUGGAAGCAGAAUUAUUUGCCGCCGCAGAUUAUCUGUCAGUUCAAAUUCUUGGUGGUAGUCCAGUUCCAAGACCACAUACAGAUUUCAUGUCUGUUGAAAAUAAUCUUGGAAGACCUCACAGGAAAGUUGUAGAAGAUGAUGAAGAUUUAAUGUUAGAUGGAGUUAAUCUUCCCAAGCCAAACAGUAGUAAAGCAUCUGAUAAUGAGGAGAUGAAGAAUAGUGUACUACGUGAUCAUAAUAUUGUCUUAAGACAUGUCAGCUACUCUACCUUAAAAUCCAUAACUAAUAAUUUUAAUGAAGAGGAAGCUAUCAAGGGAGGUAAUUUGCUAGGAAAGGGUGGAUUUGGUCUUGUAUUUUUAGGGAAAUUUCAAUCCAACUUUUCAGUUGCAGUAAAGCAAUUGAAAAAAGACAGCCAGGACAUUGAUGUUGAAAAACAAUUUAAUACAGAACGCCAUUAUCUGACAAAGUACAGACAAGAUAAUCUUGUUCAAUUAUUAGGCUUCUCACAUGAUGGACCUUACAAUUGUCUCAUUUAUCAGUUAAUGACAAAUGGUUCUUUAGAAGAUAGACUAAUGUGUAAAGAUGGUACUUCCCCUUUAACAUCAUCACAGAGAGUUAUUAUAGUGAAAGGUACAGCCGAGGGAAUAGCUUUCUUAAAUAAUCAUGGCCUUGUACAUAGAGACAUUAAAAGUGCUAAUGUAUUACUAGAUGAGAAAUUCUUACCCAAAAUUGCUGAUUUUGCUACGACACGUUCUGCCCCACAAGGUAGUGGUUUAAGUAAAGUACAACAAACAUCAUGUGUAAUAGGAACAUCAGCAUAUUUGGCACCUGAAGCUUUUCAAUAUGAUGUGUCUACUAAAUUAGACUCGUUUAGUUUUGGUGUGGUUUUAUAUGAAAUUCUGACUGGUCUACCAGCCUAUGAUGAUCAGCGGGAAGAGAAAGACCUCAAGACACAUAUGGAUGAAAAUUGUGAACAGAUUGUUGAUAUGUUAGAUAUUAGUGGUGGUGAAUGGGAUGAAAAAGCUGUCAAUGUUAUUUACGAUGUAGCUGUUCAAUGUGUACAAAAUAAAAGACGUAGACCAGUGGUGUCUGAUCUUCUAGAAGAUUUGAGAAAGUUAUAA